AUGGAAUUGGGUAUCAAUGAAGUACAUUUCCUGGAAAAGUUCGAAAUGCCCAAAUCAACCCAAGAAAAGUAUAAAGCUACCAAUUUUCCAAUAAUAUUGCUCAAGAUUGGCACUUGGGAGAAACUUUUAAGAUACGAAGGUGAGUUGAAGGCCAAAUGUUACUAUUCAACUAAGAAAAUCGCAUGGGAAAUUUUGGAAAAUAACUUAAAAAGUAAGAUGGAGAUUCAUUUUAGUGACAUCGAUGCAAUGAGGGCGACUAUGAUUGAGAAUCAACCCGGAACUAUAGAAUUAUUGUUGAACAAAUCUCCUCUAUUCUUUCGAGAGCGUGACCCAGUACCGAUGAGGAAAACAACUUGGGAGGAAUCAUUUGAUUUCACACAAGGUCAAGCAUCCAUUUUCAGGAUUCAUCAUGUCACGUUUCCUCCUGGAACACUUGAUAAACACUAUGAGACGCUCUUGCAAAGUGAUUCUCGUUUGAUGGAUAUUAGUAAAAAUGUGUUUCCCGUGAUAGAAUUUCCGUACUUCCAACCCAACAAUUCGAAUACUUCAAAUAUCCAAUUUGGUAUGGGAAUAUUGCCCCAAUCUGUACCCUCUCUAGAGAUGUCAGAUCCAUUACCCCAAAUGUUAGCUCCACAAUAUGACCCAUUGCCCCAAAUGUUUCCUCCACAAUAUGACCAGACUAACUACAACCUACAUUCGAUGCAUUCGAACUCUAUUCAGAUGCAUGAUCACUCGAACUCUAUUCAGAUACAUGACUCAUCAUUACAAAAUCCAGGUAUGCAUUACCAACAAAGUUCCACUGUCAAUAAUUUCGGUGAUACAAUAGAAACAUAUGGUGCACCUAACACCCUACCAAUGAGCGACCAAAUUCCAUUAAUGUCAAAUGUUAUGCCUUCUAUACAAGAGGAAAAUGUACAAUUCAAUGGGGCAGUAAACAACAACAAUGAAAUACUACGAAACAUUGAGCAACACUUAUUUAGUGACGAGUCACCAAUGGUAGACUUUAGUGACAAUUCACUUCCUCACAAUCAAGUGUCUCACAACCAAGAUAGUUAUGUUAAUAACACCUUUGACGAUGAUCAUAUUCCUCAUGAAUGUUUUAACCAUUAA
Molecule: messenger RNA, 1110 nt
Organism: Impatiens glandulifera
Lineage: Eukaryota; Viridiplantae; Streptophyta; Magnoliopsida; Ericales; Balsaminaceae
Exons: 5
Coding region: 1-1110 (369 amino acids)
Source: RefSeq, a predicted model, not a curated record